This is a messenger RNA of Pocillopora verrucosa, 2852 nucleotides long. RefSeq names its product L-asparaginase. Gene Ontology annotation, biological process: amino acid metabolic process. The record is from RefSeq and is a predicted model, not a curated record. Lineage: Eukaryota; Metazoa; Cnidaria; Anthozoa; Scleractinia; Pocilloporidae. Gene Ontology annotation, molecular function: protein binding; asparaginase activity.
UGAUAUAGUCGCGCGGGAGCCGGGAAGGUGUAUGGCAUUCAGUUAUGGAGAGCCCUACCUUGCCAAAGAAAAUUCGAGAAACGAAAGUUUUAGUUUUAUACACAGGCGGAACGAUUGGAAUGAAGAAAACAGAUGGAGGAUAUCAGCCGAAAUCUGGCCACCUUCAGACGCAAAUAAAGAGACUUCCUAUGUUGUAUGAUGAGGAUUAUACAAAGAUUGAACCAAAAGGAAGUCUUAAGUCUUUCAGCUGUGACAACGCUGCCAGUACUUCACAGCUAGAAGAGUUAGCAAUGCCCAUAUCAGCUCAUGGAGUGCGAGUAUUAUAUUACAUCAAAGAAUACUUUCCCCUCAAAGACUCAUCAAACAUGACGAUUGGAGACUGGGUGGAAAUUGCACUUGAUAUUAAAGACAAUUACAGUAGAUAUGAUGGGUUUGUGGUAAUACAUGGAACAGAUACAAUGGCCUACAGUGUUUCUGCUUUGUCAUUUAUGCUGGAAAACCUUGGGAAAUCUGUGAUCUUCACUGGUUCACAGGUUCCAAUUUAUGAGCAGAGAAAUGAUGGUCGUGACAACCUGUUAGGUGCAUUGGUCAUUGCUGGUCACUACAUUAUUCCUGAGGUUACUCUGUUUUUUGCUGGAUGUUUAUAUCGUGGUAACCGCUCCACCAAAGUGAGUGCUGGGAGCUUUGAUGCCUUCACCUCCCCAAAUCUUCCUCCCCUGGUAACCAUGAAGGUGAACAUUGAAGUGCAGUGGGAUGCAAUAUUCCGUUCAAACAGUGUUAACAAGUUCACAGUUUGUUCUAACAUGAAUCCCAACAUUGGACUGCUUAGGCUCUUUCCAGGGAUUACAUCUGAAACUGUGCAAGCAUUUUUAAAACCACCCAUGCUAGGUGUGGUCCUGCAGACGUAUGGGUGUGGAAAUGCACCUAACAACCGUGAGGACAUUAUUUCUGAGAUAAAGAAAGCUACUCGCCGAGGUGUAUUAAUUGUCAACUGCACACAGUGUCUCCAUGGUCCUGUGGUUGAUCAAUAUGCCACAGGAAAGGUGUUGUUGGAUGCAGGGGUGAUUCCUGGCUCAGACAUGACACCUGAAGCAGCACUCACCAAACUUUGUUACGUGUUGGGAAAAACGGAGCUCAGUUUGAAUGAGAAACGAGAGUUGAUUCGAAAUAAUAUUCGCGGAGAACUCACCGUCGCUCAUACAAGGGAACAAUUCUCUCUCAAAGACAACUCAUUCAUUGCUGCCGUAGCAUCGUCAUUACAGAUCAGCUCCAGCAAGGAAAUGAAAUUCAUAAGGCAAGCUCUACUUCCUGUGCUCAUGAGCUGUGCUACAAGUGCUGGGAAUGUGCGGACAAUGGAAGAACUUCUUAAUCAGGGUGCUGAUGUAAAUGCCACUACGGACUACGAUGGUAGGACUCCUCUUCACAUCGCAUGCGUAGAAGGCAACACGGAAGCGGUCGAAUUUCUCCUGGCAAAAGGCGCAAUUACGCAAGUGCGAGACAGAUUUAAAUGCUCCCCUCUGGACGAUGCCAUUAAAUUCCGGCACAAAGAGAUCGUUAAAACGCUUCGGAAAGCUGGUGCUCAGUUGAUGAAAUCUUCUAUGGAGACAGCGGUUGAACUUUGUCGCUUGGCUGCGAAAAAUCGAGUGGAUGACUUACUCGUGUGGCAACUCGCGGGAGCGGAUUUUAAUGCGAGUGAUUACGAUAAAAGAACGCCUCUCCAUGUGGCCGUUUGCCGUAACAACGUAGAGACUGUUGCCUUCUUGCUGGAGCAUGGUGUAAACCCGUACCUCCGUGAUGUUUUUGGCAGCACUCCCAUGGACAAUGCCAAGUCGUAUGAAUUGCACAAUAUUAUCGAUAUGUUAGACGGAUACUGCGGAUUAAAGAAGUUUAAUGUUCUCUCUCUAACUGAAUCAUCUUGAAUAAUUAUUUUAACAUGUUUUUUUUGUUUGUUUUUUUUUUUAAUAUGGGAAAACAGCCUGUUCCAAGCUUUCAGUAAGUAGCGGCUGAGUGAAAAAACCAGGGAGGCCUGGGUCAAGUCGCCGGAGAACGCUAUUACGCGAACCGACCAAAGUCUCCCUCGUUCUUUAACACUUAUCCGUUACUAUCGCCUCGUUUCAGUUGCGCUUCGUUUUACCAGCUGAACACCUGGAACAGGAUAAUGGACCGAUAGAAUUAAAGUAAAUUUUUUUUUGAACAAGGAAUAUGUGUUAAAAUCAGUUAAAGGGAUCGUAGUACAAGUGAGACAGCCAGAAGGCAAUGUUUUCAAUUGAAGAAAAAUACGCGCGAGUGACUUAACAUUUUAUUUAGGAAGGAAUGCAAGGUAGCCGACUUUUACUUCUUACGCGAUUGGCAAAGCAGCAAAAACGAUCGAAAACUAGUUGUCGGCAACGAGAUGUUGAAAACGACUUUCGGUAACAGCCACUAAAAAACACCUGAAUGAUUUUUUUCUUUGCGAUACUCAUUCGAAAAUUACUCUUUGGCUGGCAAUAUUGGGAAAAUUAUUUUAAGGUCAUUUUAAAGGCUGUUAUUUAUUGGAGGGAUAACUGAGCUCAAGAUUUGGGUUUCGCCAUUUAAGAUAUGACGAUGUUAUUUAUUUUGUAUAUAUUUUGUAUAUAUUUAUAAUAUAUCCAAAACAAACAAAAGCGUGAGGGGAGGGGGGCUGGAUGCGCUCAGAUAAAUAUUAUUUAUAAAAAUUAUCAAGUUAGUUAUUCACAUUUUGAGGGAGUAUUAUAUGUUAGUGUUCGUGUUCAUGCAAACGCCAAUCGCAUUUUUGUUUGUUUGUUUAAUGGGAUAAAAAAAAACCUAAAGGCGAGGAUUGUAUUUUUGUAAAGAAUAAGCUAAAUAAAGGAAAC